AUGGACCAGCUGCCGGUGGAACUCGUCCAAAAAAUCCUGUCAAUUUUGUCGACUUCGGACUUGAUGAACUGCUGCCUCGUGUCCAGAAGAUUCAUGGCGAUUUCCUGCAGCCUCAUGCCGGAGCUGGUCUCCCUCAGAAUCGCCUUGUCCGAUUGUCCUUGUCGAGCUGGAGGAUCCGCCAAGGAGGGCUGGCUUCAGGUCAAAAAAUUAUUUCUUUAGAGUUUUGUGUCCGCAGAUGGCCAGGCUUGACUAGGGGAUUUAUUGGUAACAAAAAGUAAUUUGGAUUGCCAGAGUGGCAGUUUUAGGGGCGCCUUAUACCAGGUAAGGGCCACACUACCUCUCCCUUUAGUGGGCUCCGAUGCUUGCAAAAGUGGUCACUCUAGGGGUGCUUGCUAGUCGUUCACCGUUAUAAACUUCAUGAGAUAAAAAAAUUCUCAAAACUCAAUAAAUUAGCGUUUUUUUUUCGAUGUCUUUUCAAUUUUCAAAUCUGAACUGAUAAUCAAAAUAACCCUAUAGGGACCACUAAGGCUUCAGAGGCUCAUGCUCAGGCUCUAAACCCCUAUAGGGACCUUCUUAUGAACUUUUCGAAUAAAAUAUAAAUAAAAAAGAAAGACCAUCUGAAAUUUCAGUUUUCCUGUAUAUAGGGUUAUUGAAUGAGCUAGAAACUAUUAUCUGAAUAUCAUAAAAAAUGCGUAUAGAAAAGUGUUGUCUUGGGAGAGCUCCAACAGAAAUCUAGAAUGGUUUCAGAUCUGCCAGUGCAAAAUGCACGGCGCCAAAGAGCUCCUCCAAGUUCUCCUCCCGUUUAUUUCUUCAGGUUUGUGACUCGUAAAAAAUAAUGAGAAAUUCGCCUAUUUCAUUUCCCAAUAAACGAGCAUCUGAAUUUUCUUGUCAUUGCAUAAACAUUUAAUUAUGAAGGAAAAUUUGCUGAUUGAAACGGAAAUCUUGUCCAAAAAAAUAUUGAUUUUUUUGAGUUUUUUUGUAACGAUCAUGUUUGUCAAAAAUCGCCACCUAACUUUCAGAUUUUUAAUGUAUGUUUUAUUACUUGAUUAAGAUCUAUUGUUUGAAUAAGAUGUUUGCUAAAGGAACUCUUCGAAAAGUCGCCUUCGUAAAGGUUUCUACGAUAAACAUUCAUUAGAACUUCAAAAAAAGGAAAAAUAAAUCAAAAACUUUCAAUUUUUUUCGAGUUCCUUUCUUCGAAGACGGAAUUUUUUUGUUCUUUUGCUAAGAAAAAAAUAAGCAUUUUUUUGGCCUAUUAAACAUCAUUUUUCUUUUAUUUUUUUGGCUUUUUUUCCGAAAAAAAUUUUUUUCCCAAUGUUUUUUUAUCAAUUUCUUUUUUUGAAUUUGUCUAUCCGAAAUAACUUGAAUUUAACUUUUUACUUCAUUUCUGAUCCCCUUUUUUUUAAAUUUUGACUUGUUUUGCCUAUUUCAUGUAGUUUCAAAAAACUCUGAAUCUUUUGCUAAUGAUCAAUAAACUGAUAAGGAGAAGUGAUAAAAAUGGGAAAACCAGAAUUUAUCGAUCAAAAAUUUUCCAGCCGCCAACUCCCUGGAAGUGGAAGAUGAACUGGCGAAAACUUCGGUUUCCGACGAAAAUAUCGCCAUUUUGCUGGCCUUUUUUGCUGGGGCUCCACUGAAAAGGUCUUUCAUAGUCUGUUCAGAUUUUGAAUGUCAAGUCGUCUCUCAAGCUCCGCCCCCUAAAAUAAACCAAUCAGAAAGCGAGCCAUCCACAGAGCGUUUUUGAAUGACGUCAUUGCACUUGAAAUCAAAAAUCUGAACAAACUAUAUUCCGAAAAUUAAUAGAUGAUUAUUUAUUUUUAUAAUUUAGACUAGCCUUGACAAAAUGCGACUUGGCGAAUGUGCAACCCUGGACAUUGGCCUUAUUGGCUCAGUUUAAUCAACUCGAGAAGGUUUUUUUGGAUUAAAAAUCUAGAAUAUUAAACUUGAUGUUUUGAGAUUGAAAUCGACGGCUGUACCUUCGGAAUCCCGGAAUCUCUCUUGAUCCGAAGCUUGUCGACGUCUUUCUCAACUCUGACCAAUAUCGAUGUCAAGGAUAACAAAUUGGUUUGUUUAGAAAUAGACCAUUUGAACAGAUUCUCAAAUUUUGGGUACCGUACCUUCUAAUUUCGAAACCGCAACUUGAAAAUUAUUUUAGAGAAUCUUGGUUCAUUUCUAGUGGUAUUCCUUCAUGUAAGAUCAUAAAUUUGGCCUUGAAAAUUCAAGAUUUCUAUCAAGAUUUCUAUUCGUUUUCGAAGAGGUGUCGAGAAAAUCGGAUUUAUAUGAGUCAAGCUCUGAAAAGUUUAGUUUUUGGGAGAUGUGUCCAAUCAAAGUUUUUUUUUGAAGAUCUUAAAGUUGAAAUAUGAAUUUUGAUUUGAUCAAAGCAUAGUUAUACCUUUUUGCUGCAUUCUUACCUUUUUUAUGAAGUUAUCUUUGUGUAGGUAAAUAAUACAUUUUUGCAGUCAUUUUUGAGUUUUAUAGAGCUCAGGGGAAAACAAGUAGGAAUAAAGCAAUCAGAGUUAGAUUAUUGUUCUUCGAAAUUUGAAAAAUCCGUGCGAUGCUAGUGAAUUUCUCAGUAAAAUUUCAAUGUUUCACUAUAUUAUUAAUUUAUUAUCCUUUUUCAGGUAACGGAUAAGUUCGUGAGAGCCGUCUCUAGGAGCUGUCCCAUGCUCGAACAGUUCGUCCUUUACCGUUGCAAGCUCAUUUCGACUUUCGCCGUCCUUUCCCUCAUCGAAUCGACCUUUUUCCGACUCAACCACAUGCUCGUCGUCAACGUCGAAGGAACGCUAUUCAAUGCAAACGAGGCAAAUUUUAGUUCUUCUCCAGAAGCGGGCUAAAAUAUGAAAAUCUAGCUUUCCUUAGGAACGACAGAGUAUACACUAGAGGGGUUGAAAAAAAUAGAGCCCCUAUAGUAGACCAUUCUCCAUGCAGGGUUGAAAUUUAGGUGGUCCCUACGGGAGUUUUGGGUCUCAAGCCCAAUCCCUUUAAGUUUAAGUGGUCCCUAUAGGGGUUUUUUUAAGUUUUUGUUCUGACCUGAAAGUUAACACGUGUAAGAAGACGUCAUUAGUAGAAUUUGAUCGAUGAACUGAUCGACCACAGCAUGAUUCCCUACAGUGGCCACUUUUCCAAACCCUAAAGGAAAGCUGAAGUGGUCCCUAAAGAGGUACCCAGAAGAGCCCCUAAAGUUGCGGUUAUAGAGACGACUGUGGACUUCCUGUUCAUUCAAAGCUAGAUUGAGAGUUUUUUUUUUGAAGUGUUAAGAAAAUCUGUUUCUGAAGCUAACGGUUUAAAAAAAAAUCACACGACUAGAAAAAUAGUGUCCGAAAAGACGAGGUUCAGACGUUUCUGUAGCUUCUUUUUUUUCUAAGCGUGCGGUGAUUGGAGUAUAUUUCUGACUCUUUUUUUUUUUAAAAACAUGUUUUGUAUUUUUCGAUGAUAGCGGUCUAUUCAAGUCCUAAAAAAAUUAAAAAAAGAACACAGCUUCGUGAAAAAUAUGAAUGGAGAAGAUUUUUCGAAGUAAAUUAAUGACAAGAUAGUUGAAAAAGAAUUAGUGAAGUCUUUUUCCCGCGUCUCUUUAAAAUUAUCCUAUAACGUAUUUUGUCCCAGGAAUGAAGAACUCAUGUACAUUUCUUUCAGGAAAUGAUUUGGAAAAAUAUGAAAAUUCAAUUUCUUAGAUUUUUUCAUGGGGCUGGAUAUUGUUGAAGUUUGAUGAAAAUUUGGAAAAGAUUUUCAAAUUGAAGAGUAGAAAAAUCUUUUUUUCAAUUUCCAAUUUUAUUAAUAAUUUUUGUUUUAUGAAAAUUUUGAUCAUUUUUUUGACGAAAAACUCGCUUUUUUGUCAUGAAAACUUGUAAAAUUAACUGUUUGAUGGGAAAGACUAAGGCUUAAUUUUUUCUUUUUUCAGUUCCAUAAGAGCGAAAAACGAGCCUUCUGGUAAUUUUUAUUCAAAAUUCGAAGGUCAAGUCAAAAACUUGUCAUCAUGAGAAUAUUCAGCCUAUUUGGCCGUUUAGCAUAAACACUUGUAAAGUUAACCUUUUGAAUGAAAAAUGCGAAAAAAUAGGGCGUGAUUUCUUCUUUUCCAGCUCGACAAGUACAUGUCUUCGCCGCUGUUCGCCGCCCGUGGAGAAUGGCGUCUUUCUCCGACUUCCAUCCAGAUCGGCUUCGAUAAACCCGCCGUUUUGGCUGAGCAUCGACGGGCUCGCUGUGUUCUCGUCUACGUCUGAGGAGCUUCAAAAAACUCGAACUUUUCAAAAGAAAAUGUAACAUAAUCGCUAGAUUUUGACUGUUAUCGAUGUAUAUGAGAAAAUAGCCCUAGAAAAAAAAGUAGAUGGACAAUUCUUAUGAAAAAACGUAUUAAAAUAGCCGUGUAAAAAUCGAGCCGCGAAAAAUAGCCGCAGUAAGUGCGCUCCACAAAUAAUUCAGUAACUCUGACCUCGGUAACACAAACCGGACACGUCUGAAAAUUUCAAAGGCGUCAGAACUCUUAAGGGACCCCUUGAAGUUCUCAGGAACGUCAGUUUUAUGUGAUAGAGGUCCUAGAACGCAAGCCGGGCUUUCCUGACUAUCGAGUGACCACUUCAGUAGCGUUAGAACUCUUAAGUGAUCCCUAGAAUCGCUCAGAAACGUCCGGUUUGCGUUAUCGAGAUUUCAGCGGUGAAAAAAUAGCCUCGAUAUUCCCUUUUCUUCGCUGAAAGUGUGCUCUACGGACAAUUAAAAACAAUGAUAUUUUUUUAACUUUCUAAUAAUUCCAUCCACGCUCUCCUGUCAUACACAAUUCUUUCUAGGUUUUGCUUCGAGUGAUAAAAAAGUGUACAUUUGUAAAAUCCAGCCUUGGAAAUAAUUUUUCAAUUUUCGACUCCGUGGCCAAAGUUUCUAGGAACUCUUCAUUCCUUAUUCAAUUUUCUCAUUUUAGUAUUAUGUUCAAUAUUCUAGUGAUUCUAAUAACUGAAACCUGCCUAUUUCUUCUAAUAUCUAUUGAAUUUCGUUGUAUUUACACCUGUAUACCUGUUCAUUUACUGUAUUUAAUGUACAUAGAUAUUUAGUUUUACUCUCUAGAUUUUUCGGUUUUUUUCUGGUGCAAUUGUUUCGUUUUCGGUGUGGUUCUCUUAGUAAUAAACUUUGGAUAAGAGGGAUUUUUGAAAGUUUUUUGGUAUCUCCAAAAUUGCUUUUUGUGUUAUCAGGACAUCAAAAUGAUCGAUUUUAGAUGUGGGACAUCGUUUUUUUGACGGCGGGAAAUUCGAAUCAAAAAUCGACUUUCGAAAAAUUGUUGAAAGAAUUGAAUUUGGCGGAAUAUUGUGGGGAGAUUCGAGUGAUUGAAGAUUGGCCAAAGGAUUUUUCGAAUAGGCGGGUUUUUUGAAAAACGUUAUUAUCAAUGAUUAAAAUGAUGGAAAUCAAUGAUUAUCAAUGAUUAAAAUGUUAGAAAAAUCGAAAUUUUUCAACGUCAUUUAUGUUUUAAAAAAAUUCCUUAUUGGACCAUUUCCGAUUUCUGAAGCUCGAAACACUUGCCAAAUCAAUGAAGAACCUACUCUUUCCAAAUUUCCCUUGUAAAUCACUUUAAAUUUCAUUUUUUUCCUACGAUCAGCUUAAUUUUUGAGUCGAAAUGUUUAGGUAUGAGACACUUUAAAUUUUUAAAUCGAAUUUCCUAGAGAAUUUGAUUUUUUUCGAUAACUUCAAAAAAAGUUUUUUCAUAAAAAAAUCAUAGAAAAUCGAAUAUUCUCGAUGAAUAACCGAUUAAUUUAUACCCAAAGUUGGGUUUUUAAUUUCUUUUAAAAAAAGUUCUAAUUAAAAUUGGAUCACUUUUUGUUUAUAUUAAAACAUGGAAAAUCUUUCGAAAACUAUUAAAGAACUUACUUUUUUUCGUGAUUUUUCCACGUAAAUUACUUAAAUUUUAUGAAUAUUUUUCAGUUCAAUUUCAAGUCAAAAUUUAAAGAUGUAAGAACCUUCAAAUUCGUCUUUUGAAGCAAAAUCAUAAAUUCGACUAUUUUAAGGUUCCGGAGGGGCGACACUAGAAAUAUUGCGACAACUGUUCAAAACAACCAAUUUUGACAAUCUCAAAACGGAAAAAGUGAGAAAAGAUCAUUUAUUUCUCAACUUUCAACAUUUUUAAGGUCCUCAUUGUGCAUUCUGGCGGUUUCUCGCAGCGAAUGCCGCAUUUUUCUCCUUUUGGAAAGGUUUUCGCCCAUCUUCCCGGCGGGAAAACUGUACUGGAAACGAAAUUGGGCUUUUACAAGUUUGAUAAGACUAGGUUAUAUUGAUUAAAAAUGUAUUUUUCAGAGAAUUGUCGGAAAAACUGGCGCCGGGGGUGAUGAUAACGGCUUCGGACGUUUUAGAAGACGUCUCUUUGUUUUCUGAGAUUGGAGCUUCGGAUUUUCUCAUUUUCGCUCAUGAAUCUUCUAUUGAAGUGAAUUUUUUCAUGAAGAAAGAAUAUAGUUUUGAAUUAGAGUUAAUAAUUUCAUUAUAAGGUUGUGGAUUCAGUUUUUUUAAUUGAAGUUUUUCUAAAGAAUUUUUAAUUUCUUUUUCAAUUUCAUAUUUUUUUGUUAAAGUUACUGCGUAAUUCAAAUUGGCUAAAUUAGGAUUUUGACGUUUUAGUGGCCAUUAUAGUGGUCGAAGUAGUAGCCCCUUGAGUGGCUAGAUUUUUAGUAUUUUAGUAAAAAAAUUUCAUUAGUAAGCCUCUAGAAGUCUAAGUGAUAUUAUAUAGACCCCUAAAAACUGCUAUAGUGGUCACAAAGACGCAAAAUAAUGGUCCUAUAGAGAUGGUUUUACAGAACCACUGUAGUGGCCACUUAAAUGUAUUCUCCAAGUUGCCCCUGAAGAAUUUUCAAAAUUUUAUUCUUAGGUCGCCACUCAACACGGCGUUUUCGUUCUCGACGACGACAAAAAACUCAAAUCUGUUCUUCAAAAACCAUCCGAUCAAGAACUAAAAUCAGCUGGAGCCAUUUUAGAAAACGGCUUCGUUUUGACUGAUAGGUUCGAGAAAAAUUUUUUUGUGAAUUUGAAUUUUCAGUUGCUUCCAAAUGAGUUGGGAGCUGUGCCAAAGACUUGUGGACUCUUUUGAAGGGUUCAGACCAAUAAAAGAUGAACUUUGUUGUUACGGCGAUUUUAUGCGACCUUUGGGGACUUGCCCGAAGCUUGAAUACCUUCAAAAAUGUGUGUUUUUACGGAAUUCUGAAAAAAAUGUUCCAUGUUUUUAGCCUCGGAAGCUCUUUUGAAGCCUAAAACAGAGCUGGUCAACAUUUUCAAGACCGUUGAUGCUAGGGUAAGCUCAAUAAAAUCAGUUAUUCUAAAAAAAUUUGAAAAAAAUACAGGUUUUCAAUCUUGGCGAAAACUCGUUCUUUCAUUUCGGGACAUGUUCCGAAUUUUUGGAGCACAUGGCUCCUGCUUCGAUUUUCCGCAGAACUUUUGAUAUUUCCCCGAAAAAUAUCAUUUUUUCAAGUUUAAUCAACUGCAAGGUAACUUGGAAGUUUUUGAUGGAAAAUCAGUGUAGAAUUUGGAAAGUUCGACCGUAGUCUCUCAUUUUUGUUCUUGUAAUGAGUACUUUCUUCUGUCAUCACCCAAAAAGAACUGGGAAAAUGUUUAGUGGCCUCAUUAAAAGUUCAAGUGGUAGUAAUGGACCACUACAAACUACUAAAGUGGUUACUAAGACACAAUAUGGUGCCCCCCUAGUAGUUAUCCUCUUAAGUGGUCACUUGAGCUUUUCGCAGAACUGCAAAAAUUUGAGCACACAAAAAUUCACCCUAAUCACCGCAAAGGUCAAAUUGAAGAGCAAGCAAAAAAUGGCCCAAUUUUCCAAAGCAUUAUCAAUUUUUCCUUGAAAAAAGUUUUACAGGUUCCUGAAGAAACAUUUAUCGAGUUUUCAAAGCUGGAAAACGUGAAAAUUGGAAGAAACUGCAUAAUAAGCGGGGUGGAGGCUUUGGACAUUGAGAUUCCGUCGAAUUCGUUGCUAUUUACAAUGGAUUGCGAAGCGGGAUGCGUUACAUUUUGGUUCAAUGUACAGGAUGACAUCAAAAAGAAAGAGGAGAAGCUCAAAUUGAGAGGAUCUGAUACAAACUUGGAAAACUGUUCACUUUGGGAUGCGAAGAUAUUUCAAGUAAGUGAGAAUUAUGACUAAGAAUGGAAAUGACUUCAGGUGGAGCGAACAAGAAAGGAAUCUUUGAAAGCAACGUUAAAAGGGAUCGAUAAUAAAGUUAGCGCAAUUAAAUAAACUGGUAACUGAGUGAGUACUUUAGGGCAAUCUGAUUUCUCUCGCGGAGGCCGUGAGAACACAUAAUAUCGAAGCAGCCUUGAAAUGGAGAACUGACCUACGGAAAUCGGCCUCAGUAAACUGA
Caenorhabditis auriculariae is the source of this 8312-nucleotide messenger RNA. The record is from the annotation of a GenBank genome assembly. Lineage: Eukaryota; Metazoa; Nematoda; Chromadorea; Rhabditida; Rhabditidae.